GUUACAACUCUCUUCCCCAUAGCUUGCUUCAUGAAGGCAAAGAGACAGCACCACUUGCCCUGGCCUGUAUGGGAGAUACUCCUCCACUUCGUCUUGGCUAUGGUCGCCUUUGUUGUGAUGGGAAUCGGGAUAUACGGUGCCAUUAUUGACUUCUGA
Perkinsus marinus ATCC 50983 is the source of this 156-nucleotide messenger RNA. RefSeq lists its product as hypothetical. The transcript has a single exon. The record is from RefSeq and is a predicted model, not a curated record. The annotation marks the transcript as partial. NCBI's taxonomy places the organism in Eukaryota, Perkinsozoa, Perkinsida, Perkinsidae.